ACUUCGCUAGAGCACACCCAGUGGUUAACCACACACACGACACAGAAGAAAGCUAUACAACGAUGGUCAGAACCACCAACCUUCUCUUCUUGGUUCUAAUGGCGGCCUCAGUCUGGCUCUUCCUCCCUGCCAGGUCCUUGCACCUGGAGGAGGAAGACGUUAAGGCUGCGAGCUCCGCCUGCGACGGCACCCUCUACCCCGACCUCUGCCUGUCCACCCUCUCCACCCUCCCCGGCCUCUCCAAGAGGUCCCUCCAGGAUAUGAUCUGCCAUAUCAUCGAGCACGCCGAGAAGGACGUCGAGGACUCUUCCUCCAACUGCGCCUCCAUCUUCAAGGCUAAAUCCGGCCUCGACUUCCGGCAGAAGACCGCCCUCCAAGACUGUCAAGAGCUCUUCUCGGACACACUCAGCCAGCUGACCCUGAGCGUCGCCGACCUGCGCUCGGCUCUGAGCUCGAACCGGUCCGAGGAAACCAUGGCCCUCCUGAGUGCGGCCAUGACCAACCAGUACACUUGUCUUGAGGGGUUCGAUUACAGCAGUGGCUCCGUCAGAAAUGCCAUACAGAACAAGCUGUAUAACGUCACGAAGUUGGUAAGCAACUCUCUCUCUCUGACCACCAAGGUCAAACCCGGCCAGCCAGGUGCUACCACGUCGGUCUAUACCCAGGACAAGGAUGGGUUCCCCAGCUGGUUGUCGGCCGGCGACCGGAAGUUGUUGCAGGCGUCGGCCGGUGGGAUCAAGGCCAAUGUGGUGGUGGCUAAGGAUGGGAGCGGGCAGUUCACGACGGUGUCGGCCGCCGUUGCGGCGGCGCCCAGUGGGAGUAAGGGCAAGUAUGUGAUAUACAUCAAGGCCGGGACGUACCAGGAAGCCGUGAACGUGCCUAGGGGGAAGACGAACCUGAUGUUCGUAGGGGACGGCAUCGGACAGACCGUGAUCACCGGCAGCCGGAAUGUCCAGGACGGCUGGACCACCUUUAGGUCAGCCACUGUCGGUGUUGCGGGGAACGGGUUCGUUGCGAGGGACAUCACAUUCCAAAACACAGCAGGUCCGAGCAAGCACCAGGCCGUGGCCCUCCGGGUCGGGUCCGAUCUCUCGGCCUUCUACCGCUGCAGCUUCGUCGGCUACCAAGACACGCUCUACGUGCACUCUCUCCGGCAAUUCUACCGGGAAUGUGAGAUCUACGGGACCGUCGACUUCAUCUUCGGCAACGCGGCCGUCGUCUUCCAGGGAUGCAGCAUCUAUGCCCGGAGACCGAACCCGAGCCAAAGCAACACGUUCACCGCUCAAGGGAGGCAGGACCCGAACCAGAACACCGGGAUCUCGAUCCAAAACUGUAAGUUGGCAGCUGCGUCGGACCUGGCCCAGGUCCAGUCGAACUUCAAGACCUACCUUGGCCGGCCAUGGCAGGCAUACUCCCGGACCGUGGUCAUGCAGUCCGAGAUCGACGGCUUAGUGGACCCAGCCGGGUGGCUUCCAUGGUCUGGAAGUUUCGCGCUCAGCACCUUGUUUUACGGGGAGUACUUGAACCGGGGUGCGGGUGCAGGUACGGCGAAGCGGGUAACUUGGCCUGGAUAUAGGGUCAUUACCAGCGCAUCCGUCGCUAGCCAAUUCACGGUCCAGAACUUCAUUGUUGGGAGUGCUUGGCUAGGUGCAACCGGUGUACCAUUUUCGGCUGGGCUGUGAGCACGCUACUAUGUGUGUGGGUAUAUAAAUUCGUGGCUUUUUAUUCUAAGAUGCAUCAUGUUGCUAUUUGAAAUAAGAAACUCUCAAUGAUGAGAUGUUUAAGAUCAAAGCAAAUGUUAUAUGAUUUUAAGCA
Molecule: messenger RNA, 1815 nt
Organism: Nymphaea colorata (pocket water lily)
Lineage: Eukaryota; Viridiplantae; Streptophyta; Magnoliopsida; Nymphaeales; Nymphaeaceae
Product: pectinesterase-like
Exons: 2
Coding region: 63-1682 (539 amino acids)
Biological process (GO): cell wall modification
Molecular function (GO): pectinesterase inhibitor activity; pectinesterase activity
Source: RefSeq, a predicted model, not a curated record